Molecule: messenger RNA, 1053 nt
Organism: Olea europaea var. sylvestris
Lineage: Eukaryota; Viridiplantae; Streptophyta; Magnoliopsida; Lamiales; Oleaceae
Product: lysine-rich arabinogalactan protein 18-like
Exons: 2
Coding region: 86-802 (238 amino acids)
Cellular component (GO): plasma membrane
Source: RefSeq, a predicted model, not a curated record
ACUCUAUUUAUGCAUCUGCUCUUCAUUUAACUUUCUCUAACAAUUGUCCUCUAAUAUUUUGCGAUUUCCUCUCUCUUGAGUAGCCAUGGAGUUCAAGGUGGGAUUUGUAAUUGCAUUGAUCUGCAUUGUUGUGGCUGGUGUUGGAGGCCAGUCUCCUUCGGCUGCACCGGCUCAUGCUCCGGCAGCGGCUAAGGUUUCUACCCCGCCUGCUGCAGCUCCUACAAAGCAUAAAUCUGCAGCCCCAGUGGCGGCUCCUACUUCAACUCCUCCGGCUUCAGCUCCUGUAAGUUCUCCACCGACAGUUUCUACUCCAGCUCCUGUAAGUUCUCCGCCGAAAGCUUCCACCCCUGCUCCUGUAAGUUCUCCACCGAAAGCUUCCACCCCUGCUCCUGUAAGUUCCCCACCGACUGCUUCCUCACCGGCUCCAGUGAGCUCGCCUCCUGCUCCGGAGCCAGUCAGCUCUCCACCAACGGCUGUUCCAGUUCAGUCUCCACCAUCUCCCGCUCCCGAGGCGGCAACACCACCAGCUCCGGUUUCUGCGCCACCGAGUGAGACCCCGGCUAAGGCUCCGGCUCCGGCUCACAGAAAGAAAAAAGGCAAGAAGCACACUUCACCUUCACCUGCUCCGGCUCCGGAGCUGAAUAGCCCACCCGCACCUCCAACUGAAGCCCCCGGACCUAGUGCCGAUUCCAUGUCCCCAGGUCCUACAUCACUUAGCGAUGAGAGUGGAGCAGAGAAAUUGAUGGUGUUGCAGGGAAGUUUGGUGUUGGGAGGGGCCGUGUUUGGCUGGCUCCUCUUCUAGAAGACACGAUUAUUUUGCAAACCCAUCUUCAUUAAUCGGAUAAUUAAACAUAUUUAUAUGUUUUUGAUUCGGAUCCGAAUUGGGGAUUUUGCCACAUUGGCUCUCUUUGUCAAUUAUUUUAUUGUAUUCUUUGGUAUACAGCUUUACUUUUUGUAUGGACUGUUUUCGACUAUUUAUUCUAUCUAUUGUAUCAUUAUUUGAUUAUUCUUUCUUGGUGUCUUGCUAAUCCAAUGUAUUACGCCUCUGUUUCA